Molecule: messenger RNA, 881 nt
Organism: Dendronephthya gigantea
Lineage: Eukaryota; Metazoa; Cnidaria; Anthozoa; Malacalcyonacea; Nephtheidae
Exons: 5
Coding region: 63-860 (265 amino acids)
Source: RefSeq, a predicted model, not a curated record
GCACAAAUGGAAGGGGUUGUUGGAUUAAUUACGCAUAUAGAGAAAAAGAAAAACCAUUUGACAUGAUAUUGUCGGGGCCAAAAAAUCCAAAAUCUGUUGUACGUAGUAUCCUUGAUCCUAUUAUCGAGGCGAGGCAUGUUAGGAUACAUCCUGGUUAUAUGAAGGGUCAAAAUGUGUGUAUGAGGCUUGAGCUUUAUGGGUGCGCUUUCGAAAAAGAUGUAAAAGGUGUUCCAGUGCAGGAUCCCACAGUAUCUAUGUAUGAAAAUUACAAGUCAGGAUGUGCGGGGCUAACGACAAAUUCGAUUGUGAUGUUUUUCGCUGGUGUUGCUACAACUCUUGGCACUGUAUUGCUUGUUGUUUUCAUUUUUCGGAUACGCAGAAGAAAUUACGAAGUUUCAAAGUUAGCUACUGGUAUUAAUGCAGUCCAUACGGCGGUCGAGACCCAAACUGAGCAUGCCAUAGACGCACCAGCGGUUGUUGUUCUAAUCGAACCAGUGACAAAACCACCACCACAAAAUAUCCAGAAUAUAGAAUAUGCAGUUCCAGAGAACAGUAGAACAUGCCCAUAUGAACAAGUGGACGAUUCACCACCAGUACCAUCUGUUUAUACAGGGCUUGAUAUUAUCCGUCGUGAUGGCAGAGAAACAGAUGAUAGAAACUACCAGAAACUCCUCAAACGCGAAUCAGAUUAUGUCAUACCAGCUAAUAGCGUGUCAGAUUCUCCGGAUGAAGAAGGUCGAGGUGAAUUUAAAUCAAAAACACCUUUAGGCUACACAGAGCUGGAUUUGACAAAACUAGGACAGACUAACAACCCGCCAUACCAGCAUUUAAUAAGAAGGCCAAGUAAACCUUUACAUUAAUUUCGGACAUUUUCCCAGUUC